Molecule: messenger RNA, 978 nt
Organism: Colletotrichum siamense
Lineage: Eukaryota; Fungi; Ascomycota; Sordariomycetes; Glomerellales; Glomerellaceae
Product: Isoflavone reductase-like protein TP7
Exons: 4
Coding region: 1-978 (325 amino acids)
Molecular function (GO): oxidoreductase activity
Source: RefSeq, a predicted model, not a curated record
AUGGCGAAGACUUCAGUUGCAAUUGUUGGUGCGACGGGCGAGACCGGGCACUUCAUCAUCGACGCCCUCCUCGAAUCUGAUGCCUUCGAAAUCACCGCCAUCGCUCGUCCCUCCUCAGCGACCAACCAAAAGUACACCAAUCUCCGCUCCCGUGGGGUCAAGGUCACCGCCGUAGAACUCACCGGUCCUGAAGAUGCACUCGUCGAAGCCCUCGCCAACAUUGACGUCGUCAUUUCGACAGUCUCCGUCGCCUCCUUCAAGGACCAGGUCCCGCUCGCUAAAGCCGCCAAAAAGGCUGGCGUCAAACGCUUCGUGCCCAGCGAGUUUGCGAUGGUGAUCCCGCCCAAGGGUGUCCACGACCUACAGGAUAUGAAAACGGAUGUCCUCAACGAGAUCAAGCGCCUGCAUCUCCCGUGGACCGUCAUCAACGUGGGCUGGUGGUACGCCGGCUUCCUGCCCCGCCUCGCCUCCGGGCGGACAGACUACAUACGUCCCGCGGCCCUGUUCCCCGAGCAAAAUUUCGUCCCGGGCGACGGGGAAGCCGUCUGCUCCAUGAUCGACUCGCGCGAUGUCGGCCGCUACGUGGCGCGCAUCAUCCAGGACCCCAGAACAUUGAACAAGCAGGUCUUAGCAAGCAAUUUUGCGCCCAAGUUGAACGAGCUGUACAGCUUGAUGGAAGAGAUCUCUGGCGAGAAGAUUGAAAAGACCUACCUUUCUGCACAGGAUAUCGAAAGCCAGAUUCAGCAGAGCAGAGAGAAGAUUGCGGCCGGCCAGACGAAUUAUAUGACGCAGGUGGGAUUGAUGAUGUUGCAGUAUCAAUACUCUGCCGGGGUACGGCAUGACAACACCCCCGAGUAUGCCGAGUACUUGGGAUACCUGCUCACGACGGACUUGUAUCCGGAUUUCAAGCAGAUUACGUACCGGGAGUUCUUCCAGGAGGCCCUCGACGGCAAGGCAAGAGCAGCCUACAGCGAGUGA